AUGCAGCCAAAUGAGACUAUACAAAAUUAAAUUGAAGCUACAUUUAAAGAUAUAAAUCAACAAUUUGAAGUGAAUUAUCAUUUUUUCUAGAUGUAUUUAGUCGUCCACAAUAACUACAUAAAAUUGUAUUGAUGAAAUCAGUCAAUAAAAUCAAAUUAUUUUAGGAUUAAAUAAAUUACCUGAUUCAUUAUUUAAGGAUUUACCUAAACUUCCAAAUAUCGAAUUAUCAGCUCAAUUUUCUUUAUUAUAAAGUGAUAUAGUUGAGGUAAUCAAGAAUAAUGCACAUUUAUUAGAAAAAGCAAUAAAUAAAUGA
Molecule: messenger RNA, 313 nt
Organism: Paramecium sonneborni
Lineage: Eukaryota; Ciliophora; Oligohymenophorea; Peniculida; Parameciidae
Source: the annotation of a GenBank genome assembly